AUGGACAGUGUCUCCGGCGCACAAAACUCGGUGCGGCCGGCCGGCGCUUGGCGAGCAACAAUACGAGCAGCCACGGAGCCCGAGCGAGGCGGGCGGUGCCGUGCCCGCAGAACCCAGAUUUGGAAAUUUCCUGAUGCCAGCAGCGCCCAAAUCCAGCAGAUUUCUGUUGCUGCCAACGACAUCAUCCAGAUCUGGUGUUUGCUGGCAGCACCAGCGCCCAGAUCUGAAAACUUCCUGGUGCUGGGCCGAGCCAUGCCCCCGGCCCGCCCCCGGCCCCCGGCGGGGCUGCCCCGUGCCCGGCCCCGGCCGUCCCGCCGCGGUCUCGCCUCUCCCCCGCUCUGGCCGUACUGGCGGUGGCGCUGCUGGGCGGGCAUCAGUGCCUGGUGCGGGGGCGGCAUCGCCGCCCUUCGGCUCCGCCUGGCCCGAGCCCGGCCCCGGACCCGAGGCAGGGUCCACUCCCGGCCCCGGCCCCGGCGCCGGCUCCUCCCGGGGCCCGCGGAGCACACACGCGGAGCGGCCGCUCCCGCCGCCUCCACUGCGGCUUCCCCGGCCCGAGCUCCGCCGCUCGGCAGCGCGGCCGCCGGCCCCGAGCCUCCCGUGCCGCGUUCCCGGGAGCGAACGCCUGGGCAUGGCCGGCCCGGGGCGGGUGAGGGGCGCUCGGGGUCUGUUGCUGGCCCCGGGCCGAGCGCUGACAGCCGCGUCCCGCCCGCAGGGACGGCGCAGGAGGCCCUGCAGGAGCGGUACCGGCUGGGAUCGCUGCUGGGGCGCGGCGGCUUCGGCAGAGUCUUCGCGGCCACGAGGCUCUCGGACGGCGCCCCGGUGACCAUCAAAAGGGUGCCACGGAACCGCGUCCGGCACUGGGGCGAGCUGCCCGACGGCACCAGCGCACCCCUGGAGAUCGUGCUGCUGGCCAAGGUGUCCACUGGCUUCCCCGGUGUGGUCCAGCUGCUGGAGUGGCUCGAGCUCCCCAACUGCAUCGUGAUGGUGCUGGAGCGGCCAGAGCAGUGUCAGGACCUGCAUCGUUUCAUUGGGGCACGGCGGUUCCUGCCCGAGGAGGAGGCGCGGGCGCUUUUCCGCCAGGUGCUGGAGGCCGUGCGGCACUGCACCAGCUGCGGGGUCCUGCACAGGGACAUCAAGCCAGAGAACAUCCUGGUUGACCUGGACACCGGGCAGGCCAAGCUGAUUGACUUUGGCUGUGGCACCUACCUGCAGGACACAGUCUACACUCACUUUGCAGGAACACUGUCCUACAGCCCCCCGGAAUGGAACGACUUUGGCUGGUACCAUGGCGAGGCAGCAACAAUCUGGUCCCUGGGCAUCCUGCUGCACCAGAUGGUCUGCGGGGAGCACCCUUUCAGGAGGGGCCGGAACCUCAGCUGGGGCCAGCUCCCGCUGCCACAAAGGCUCUCUCAAGAGUGCAAAGACCUGAUCUGGUGGUGUUUAUCCGUGAACUCCUUGGACAGACCCACACUGGAAGACCUGUUCUGUGUUCCUUGGAUGCAGAAUAUUCCUCUGCCAUAG
Messenger RNA from Zonotrichia leucophrys gambelii, 1521 nucleotides. Its product is annotated as serine/threonine-protein kinase pim-1-like. Gene Ontology annotation, cellular component: cytoplasm. The transcript is spliced from 7 exons. Gene Ontology annotation, biological process: protein autophosphorylation. Gene Ontology annotation, molecular function: protein serine/threonine kinase activity; ATP binding. The record is from RefSeq and is a predicted model, not a curated record. Bases 1 to 1521 code for a protein of 506 amino acids. NCBI's taxonomy places the organism in Eukaryota, Metazoa, Chordata, Aves, Passeriformes, Passerellidae.